Messenger RNA from Scheffersomyces stipitis CBS 6054, 588 nucleotides. RefSeq lists its product as uncharacterized. Gene Ontology annotation, biological process: (1->6)-beta-D-glucan biosynthetic process; cell wall biogenesis; fungal-type cell wall organization. Lineage: Eukaryota; Fungi; Ascomycota; Pichiomycetes; Serinales; Debaryomycetaceae. The transcript has a single exon. The annotation marks the transcript as partial. Gene Ontology annotation, cellular component: extracellular region. The record is from RefSeq and is a predicted model, not a curated record.
AUGUACGUUUCCAUUUUGAGCGGAUUGGUUGCAACCGCACUCUUUUUGCAGCUCGCUCGUGCAGAUGUGGCCCCCAAUCUUCCAGAAAGAGGAUCAACUUUUGUCACCAACAACAAAACCCUUGAAAUACCAGUCGUCUGGCUCGAGUCGGGAUUACAACCUUUGCUUCCGCAAAUCGUCAACUAUACGUUUGCACUUUGUAGAGGACCUAGAGACGAUAUCGAGUCAGUAGUGAAGCUAGGAACAAACAUAAGAGCAAGUAAACUAUCCAAUACUACUCACAAUUCCUUUGAAGCUAAGUUAUCCAAUACAAAAGCAUUAGAAGAUGACUACUACUACAUUCAGAUUGUUGCUUCAGGCAAAGAGUUCAACACAAUUCACUACACCAAUAUCUUCUAUCUUCUGAGCGAAGAAGUAUACCCAGACCAAGACCUCCUCUAUGCCCGUCCGCCACCCCCCGUAACCAAUUUCUAUAGCCAACUGAAAGAAACAUCUACAAUUGAUACCAAAUCAUAUUUUGUACCCUAUCUGGAACAAACUGGUUCAGUCAAGUAUGCGCCAAUGCAGCCGUUACCUUCUAAAUCUGUC